AUGGAACCCGGACAGCCUAGGGAGGCCCGCGAACCCGGGCCAGGGGCAGAGACCGCCGCGGCCCAGCGCUGGGAGGAGUCCAAGACUUUCUAUGACAAUCUCUCGCCCAAGAAGAAACCCAAAUCGCCAAAGCCUCAGAACGCAGUCACCAUCGCCGUGUCCUCCAGAGCCUUGUUCCGCAUGGACGAGGAGCAGAGGAUCUACACGGAGCAGGGUGUGGAGGAGUAUGUGCGCUACCAGCUGGAGCACGAGAACGAGCCCUUCAGCCCCGGGCCGGCCUUUCCCUUUGUGAAGGCCCUGGAGGCUGUGAACAAGAGACUUCGGGAGCUGUAUCCCGAUAGCGAGGAUAUUUUUGACAUAGUCCUCAUGACCAACAACCAUGCUCAAGUGGGAGUCCGUCUCAUCAACAGUAUCAACCACUAUGACCUGUUCAUCGAGCGAUUCUGCAUGACAGGUGGGAACAGCCCCAUCUGCUACCUCAAGGCCUAUCACACCAACCUCUACCUGUCAGCUGAUGCGGAAAAAGUGCGAGAAGCCAUUGAUGAGGGGAUUGCAGCUGCCACCAUCUUCAGCCCCAGCAGGGACGUGGUUGUGUCCCAGAGUCAGCUCCGCGUGGCCUUCGAUGGGGACGCAGUACUCUUCUCUGAUGAGUCAGAGCGCAUUGUCAAGGCCCAUGGGCUGGACAGAUUCUUCGAGCAUGAGAAGGCCCAUGAGAACAAACCUUUGGCACAGGGCCCCCUGAAAGGCUUUCUGGAGGCACUGGGUAGACUGCAGAAGAAAUUCUACUCCAAAGGCCUGCGGCUGGAGUGCCCGAUUCGCACUUACUUGGUGACAGCUCGCAGUGCAGCCAGUUCUGGGGCCCGGGCCCUCAAGACCCUGAGAAGCUGGGGCCUGGAGACCGACGAGGCCUUAUUCCUAGCCGGAGCACCCAAAGGCCCCCUUCUUGAGAAGAUCCGCCCACACAUCUUCUUUGAUGACCAGAUGUUCCAUGUGGCUGGGGCCCAGGAGAUGGGCACAGUGGCCGCCCAUGUGCCUUAUGGUGUGGCCCAGACACCCCGGAGGGCGGCUGCUGCAAAGCAGACUCUCAGUUCCCAAUAG
Molecule: messenger RNA, 1098 nt
Organism: Cricetulus griseus (Chinese hamster)
Lineage: Eukaryota; Metazoa; Chordata; Mammalia; Rodentia; Cricetidae
Source: RefSeq, a predicted model, not a curated record